AGAGGUUUUAGGAUUGCGCAAUAUUAAACCGUUUUAUUGUUAAAUCCGAAUCAAAUUCUAUUGGUGAAAAUAUUUUUCAUCUCCUACUGGAAAGCAAUAUUAUGCAAACAAUUUAAAACGUAGGCGCCAUCUGGAAUUAAGUUGAUCGAAAGUUGUUUGUUAUGAAACGUACUUUUGAGCUGUGAGGUUAAAAACAAGAGGUCACAAGAACUGUUUUAUUUCAACAUUAAAAGUGAAAAGCAAGACAGUUCUUAUUCCAGAAAGAGAGAGGGAGAGAGAAAGAUAGUAGGAAGGACAUAAAUAUAGAUAGAAGAAUGAGAAAACAAGAAAGGCAGCGAAACUGAAGAACGGACGAACGAGUAAACGAAUGAGCGAGCGAGACACACAUACACAAAAGCGAGAGAGAGUGGAAAGGAGAUAGAAGAAAAUAAGAAGAAUACAUUAAUUUUAUUUGUGCAACAAAAUCGUACUUUCAUUUCAUUUGAUAAAAAAUUAUUUAUUUUCUACUACAAAACAAAAAGCGGAUUAUCUUCUCAACUACUGAAAUUUUUUAAUAAACAAUGAUUCUUCUACUUAUCCUUUUCACAACAAAUUUUUUCAGUUCGGCACUUUCUAAGAAUAAUACCUCUAGCCGAGAAGAAAUCGUCCAGAACACUACUCAACUAUUAAACAAACUCUUACGGGGAUAUGAUAAAAGAUUGAGACCUGGAUUUGGAGGUGAUUAACAAACCUUUUAAAUUAAAUUUAACCUUUAAUAGUUUAAAUUGAAGCAUUUAGAAAUAUUUAUCUUUUCUCUAAAGUUCCUUUAAAUUAAAAUUGAUCCUUAUGGUUUAUCCUUUCUUUUCAUAUUUUUUUGAUUAAUUACUAGAAUUAUCAUUAUGAUUAACUAAAAAUCCUCAUUUCUUUACUCUCCUUUUUCUUAUGCCCAAAUCUUAAGAAUACUCAAGUGCAUUUUGAGAAGGUAUCAAUUUCUAUCUAUAGGUUCUCCAACUCUAGUCGAUGUUAAUCUAAACGUAAGAAGUAUGGGUCCAGUCUCCGAAAGAGAUAUGGCAUAUCAAAUGGAUUGCUACUUUCGUCAAAGUUGGGUUGAUAAGAGACUGCAGUUCGAUUCUGGUGAAAUAGAAACGCUUCGUGUCAGUAUUACAUUUUUAGAGAAGAUUUGGAAACCGGAUACACAUUUUUUAAAUGGAAAACAAUCCUAUUUACACACAGUGACCUCUCCGAAUAAAUUAUUAAGGGUCAAUAAGGAUGGUAGAAUUCUGUAUUCUAUGAGGUUAACUAUCAAGGCUACGUGCCCUAUGCAUCUGGAGAAUUUUCCCAUGGAUACGCAAAAUUGCCCUCUACGGUUGGCCAGUCACGGUUAUGAUACUUCCGAUGUCUUGUACGUUUGGACCUACGGUGCGGGCAGUUCGAUCAAGAUGGCUUCCGAUAUGACUUUAUCCCAGUUUGAUCUUAUCGACUUUCCACAAGGAAAUCGAACAAUUUCACACGCAAGAGGCCAAUUUUCAUUACUCCACGUAACUUUUACGCUAAAACGACACAUGGGCUAUUUUCUAAUCAACGUUUAUGUUCCGUGUUCCCUUCUUGUUAUAUUAUCCUGGGUUGCCUUUUGGAUAAACAGAGAAGCAACAGCCGACAGGAUGACGUUAGGUAUAACUACGGUUUUAACCAUGGUUUUUGUUGGAGUCGAUAACCGGGAUGAUCUCCCAAAGGUUUCAUAUUCAACUGCUUUAGACUAUUUCGUUAAUAUGUGCUUCGCCUUCGUAUUAGCGGCUAUUAUACAAUUCGCAAGCGUCCAUUUUUUUACAAAGCAUGGAAGUGGUGAAGUUUUCUUCGAGUCAGAUAUGGAAGAUGACUAUCUAGCCGAAAAUGAUGAUGAAGAUUCAACUGAUAUUAGAUUUUCAAUGGAAGAAAAGGAUAAUAGUAACAAUAGAGGCUAUUUCCUUAGACCGAAAGCAAAGCAAUAUUCAGCGCAAUUUAAUGGCUCUUGUGUUAACCAAUCACAAGUGAGGAAGAGAAAAGAAAAUUGCUGCUAUAAAUUUUAUAAUUGUCUAACUGCAAGUUCAUCUUAUCGCCAUAUGAGAGUUCGAAGUUCAGAUGGUAUAAAUUCCGUAAGCAUGAUCGAUAAAGUGUCAAGAAUUCUCUUCCCCACGGCUUUUAUAAUACUCAAUAUAUUCUAUUGGAAUCUCUAUCUAGGAGCUAGUAGCGAUGGAAUAGGGGCGUUGAUGUAGCGGAAAGAAAAAAGAAACUCUUCAAAGAGAUAAUAACAAUUCGUCGACCCUGUAGAAAGGAUCUAACAUGAUCUUUCUUCACAACUUAGUAGUAAAUUUAGGAAAAUAGAAGAGGAGAUAGGGAAGGGAAAGGACGGGGAAAAGGAAUGGAAAAAGAAAAAUCCUCCACAAGUUGCUAGCAAUAAAGUCUGAAGAAGAGCGUUACAGGUCCAGCAGGUGUCGCUUUUUACGUUCUCUGGAAAAAAAUAGAAAUUAAGAGAAUCGAAUAAUUUUCUAUCCGAUGCUCUAAAUAAAUAAGCCUAAGAAAUAAAUCAAAUUCAAUUCUGCUACUAGCUAAUGGUUAUCUUAUUUGAUAUAUGAGAUACUACAUGCACAGUCUUAUUUACAAAGGCUA
Molecule: messenger RNA, 2625 nt
Organism: Dimorphilus gyrociliatus
Lineage: Eukaryota; Metazoa; Annelida; Polychaeta; Dinophilidae
Source: the annotation of a GenBank genome assembly